This is a messenger RNA of Aspergillus heteromorphus CBS 117.55, 1113 nucleotides long. Its product is annotated as putative DnaJ chaperone (Caj1). Gene Ontology annotation, cellular component: nucleus; cytoplasm. The record is from RefSeq and is a predicted model, not a curated record. Lineage: Eukaryota; Fungi; Ascomycota; Eurotiomycetes; Eurotiales; Aspergillaceae. Gene Ontology annotation, molecular function: protein folding chaperone; protein-folding chaperone binding. The coding region runs from base 101 to 766 and encodes 221 amino acids. The transcript has 4 exons.
UUUUACCCACCUGCCUACCUACCUACUUAACUACUACCGGUGAUACAGUCACACCAGGAAGAAGACACAAUUUUUUUCACCUUACAGGAAAUACACAGCUAUGCCAAAACAGCGGGACUACUACAAGGUUUUAGGAGUGUCUCCUAGCGCAAAUCAACAAGAGAUUCGGAGUGCGUACAAACGAGAAUCCCUGAAGUCCCAUCCCGAUCGGGUUCCUGCCGAUUCCCCGGAGAGACCAGCCCGGACGCGCAAGUUCCAGGAGAUCAACGAUGCCUACUACACCCUUUCGGACGCAUCACGUCGACGCGAGUAUGAUGCACGGAGAAUGGCGGAGGGAGUAGAAGAGGAGCAAGACCAGGAGAUGCCCCAAGGAGGCGCUGGAGGGUUUCCAUGGUCUAAUUUCGGCUUCGGCUCUGCUGAUAGCGAACAGCGUGCAUCCGACCAGUUUGGGUCGAUGUUUGAAGAGAUGCUACGCGAAGAGGGUCUUGCUAGCGAAGACACGGAUGCCGAUGGCCAAAGUCGCACACAUCCAACCUCUCGCUUCUGGUCCGUUGUGGGUGGCAUCAGUGGUGGUGCGCUCGGUUUCAUUGUAGCCAACGCUCCUGGAGCAUUGGCUGGUGCUGUCGCCGGUAACCGCCUGGGAGCAGUCCGGGAUGCCAAAGGAAAGAGCGUCUACGAUGUCUUCCUUCAACUUCCCUACCAGGACCGCGCCCGAUUACUGAGUGAGCUAGCAGCCAAGGUUUUCCAAUCCACCAUGGGCCGUUGAGACCGCUGCCGUGGCGAGGAAGGUCGGGUUAGUUCGUUGUGGCUUUGAUCUGAUAUAAUAGAGUUUUUAAUUGGAAUGUGGCUGCAACAUCAUGGCCCUCUGUCAAAUCAUUGACCAGGCAUUGUUUUGGCCGGGACAAGAUUGACAUCCAAGCUGUAUCUAGUAGAUACUUUGUUCGCGCGUUGUGUGUAACGGUGGUAGAGUUGGUUUCCCAGUUAUCGAUAAGCGAUCCAACCCCACGCGCGGAUGACCUUCCAAUCUGACUUGACCGCCUUCGGGCCUGGCCGUGAGUGCCACAGCCCAAAACAGAUAGGCCCGAAUAUUGGCCUGGAACCCCGCCGUCCCUC